This is a messenger RNA of Leptonychotes weddellii (Weddell seal), 1922 nucleotides long. The record is from RefSeq and is a predicted model, not a curated record. NCBI's taxonomy places the organism in Eukaryota, Metazoa, Chordata, Mammalia, Carnivora, Phocidae.
AACUGGCAAGGGAACUGAAUUUUUCAGUGGAUGAAAUCAAUCAAAUACGUGUGGAAAAUCCAAAUUCUUUAAUUUCUCAAAGCUUCAUGUUAUUAAAAAAAUGGGUUACCAGAGACGGAAAAAAUGCUACAACUGAUGCCUUAACUUCGGUCUUGACAAAAAUUAAUCGAAUAGAUAUAGUGACUCUCCUAGAAGGACCAAUAUUUGAUUAUGGAAAUAUUUCAGGCACCAGAAGUUUUGCAGAGGAGAACAAUGUUUUCCAUGACCCUGUUGAUGGUUAUCCUUCCCUUCAAGUGGAACUGGAAACUCCCACAGGGUUGCACUACACACCACCCACCCCUUUCCAGCAAGAUGAUUAUUUUAGCGAUAUCUCUAGCAUAGAGUCUCCCCUUAGAACCCCCAGUAGACUGAGUGAUGGGCUAGUGCCUUCCCAGGGGAACAUAGAGAAUUCAGCAGAUGGACCUCCAGUUGUAACUGCAGAAGACACUUCCUUAGAAGACAGCAAACUUGAAGACUCAAUGCCUUUAACAGAAAUGCCUGAUGCAGUGGAUGUAGAUGAGAGCCAGUUGGAGAAUGUAUGUCUAAGUGAGUAUCCUCAAUACCUCGGAAGUAUGGCUGGGGUCCCAAAAGAUGUUAAACCAGCAGAGCCAUUCAAACAGCCUAGUAAAAUAGGAGUAAGCUCUGAGCAGCAAGAGAAAGGAAAAUCUGGUCCUGAUGAGGAGAUGACGGAAGAAAAACUCAAAUCUCUAUUUGAGGACAUUCAACUUGAAGAAGGAGUAGAGUCUGAGGAGAUGACAGAAGAAAAAGUACAGGCUAUUCUUAAACGUGUUCAGCAAGCAGAACUGGAAAUGUCUUCAAUUUCAGGUUGGCAGAACGAGACAUCAAGUGGAAACCUAGAGUCCUCUGCUCAAGCUCGAAGAAUAACUGGUGGGUUACUAGAACGGCUGGAUGACAGCCCUGAUCAGUGUCGAGAUUCUAUUACCUCAUAUCUCAAAGGAGAACCUGGGAAAUUUGAAGCAAAUGGGAGCCAUGCAGAAAUCACUCCAGAGGCAAAGACAAAAUCCUACUUUCCAGAAUCCCAAAAUGAUGUAGGGAAACAGAGUGCUAAGGAAACUCUGAAACCAAAAAUACAUGGAUCUGGUCGUGUGGAGGAACCAGCAUCAUCACUAGCAGCCUAUCAGAAAGCUCUAGAAGAAACCAACAAGUUUGUAAUUGAAGAGCCUAAACCCUGUGUGCCUGUCAGUAUGAAAAAGAUGAGUAGGACUCCUGCAGAUGGCAAGCCAAGGCUUAACCUGCACGAAGAAGAGGGGUCCAGUGGGUCUGAGCAAAAGGUCAAAAGUCCGGGUGCGGCUCUUACACGGAUGACUGCUUGCUGUUACAAGGACUUGAAAGACAGUGAGAGUGAUUCGAGCUCAGAGGAAGAACGGAGAGUCACUACCCGCGUUAUUCGCCGGCGUUUGAUUAUAAAGGGAGAGGAAGCAAAAAGCAUUCCUGGUGAAUCUGUCACAGAAGAGCAAUUUACUGAUGAAGAAGGCAACCUCAUCACCAGAAAAAUCACUCGGAAAAUAAUAAGACGAAUUGCUAUCCCACAAGAGAGAAAACAUGAUGACAUGGUAAUGGAGAGGGGCUGCCAAAGAAAAAGUAGAGGAUAAUUGCUUUGUGAACUUUCUAGAACAUGCUGCUAACAGGCUGGCAUCUGCAGUGUGGCAGCUUGAAGUGUUUGCUGCUUUUGACAACCUGUGCAUUUGAUCAGGGUCAAGGAAAAAGACUUUUCUUCUUAACCUUCUUUAACAUUAUAUAUUUUUUACUGUCUUCAGAGUUUUCACAGAGAUAGGUUCAUUUAUGGAGGGUAGAAUGUGCUGGUCCAAGCAUGUAAGAGAAAUAAAAUAAAAACCCUCUAUCACCACCAGCCCCCUGGGCAG